Molecule: messenger RNA, 1280 nt
Organism: Aspergillus steynii IBT 23096
Lineage: Eukaryota; Fungi; Ascomycota; Eurotiomycetes; Eurotiales; Aspergillaceae
Product: PEX11 family protein
Exons: 3
Coding region: 250-957 (235 amino acids)
Biological process (GO): regulation of peroxisome size; peroxisome fission
Cellular component (GO): peroxisomal membrane
Source: RefSeq, a predicted model, not a curated record
CCGACCUUUCAUCCCUCUCCCGCUCCCUCUCCACCCCCGUCUUUUUCUCUCCAUCUCCUUAUCUGUAUAACAAGACCACCUGUCGGAGGCCGUCUGCUCCUCGGUACUUGCCAGCUGGCCUGUCAUUUAAUUCUACCUUCUCUUCGUCGCUCCUCUCGUCUCUUCCAGCUCCCCGGAAUCCAGCUCCCGGAGCCUGUUUGAUUGAAUCCACGAACCUCCCUUGAACCACCCGGCAUAUAAUCUCCCAAGAUGGUUGCAGAGACCUUGGUCUACCACCCUGCUUUGGCGCACUACUUGCGCUUUGUCGCGACGACCGUUGGCCGUGACAAGAUCCUCCGCACCCUGCAGUACUUCUCGCGGUUCUACGCCUGGUACCUGUACCGCACCAACCGGCCGCAGGCCUCCAUCGACCCCUACAAUGCCGUGAAGAAGCAGUUCGGCACGACGCGCAAGAUCAUGCGCAUCGGCAAGUUCGUCGAGCACCUCAAGGCCGCCGCCAUCGCCGCCGACAACAAGAGCCCCGUCGACCCCGUCCUCCGCUACCUGGCCGUCGGUCGCCAGCUCGGAUAUGCCGGCUACCUGACCCUGGACAGCAUCACGGUCAUCGACGCGAUCGGCGUCCGCAAGCUCGCCGCCGCCAAGCGCCUGCAGGAUAACGCCUACCGGUCCUGGAUGGCCGGGCUGGUCUGCAGCGCCAUCGCCAGCGUCUACACGAUCUGGCGACUGCAGGAGAAGGCCAAGACCAUCGACCGCAAGGAGGGCGAGGGCGUCGUGGAGGCGAAGAAGCUGGAGAAGGAGCGCUCGACCGCUCGCACCCAGCUCAUCUCGGACGUCUGCGACUUGGCCGCCCCCGUCUCCGCUCUGGGACUCGCCCAGCUUGACGACGGCAUUGUCGGUAUCGCCGGUACGAUCAGCAGUUUGAUCGGCGUGGUGUCGCAGUGGAAGAAGACCGCAUAGAGUGGCAGUACGGAGUGAGACCGACAUCAAACGACCCGGAUGACGAUCUAUGCCGGUUUGUACAUUACAAGGGUUCCGUGGUCGAGUUGAUGAUUGAUGGCCGACAGUUGAAACGAGUGACUGAGAAAAAAGGGAGUGGACGUGAAACAAGAUCAGGGUAGAACCUCGACGGGUUUAUCCCUGAUGGUGGUGCCUUAACAUAAGAUAGUGGCAGGUUUAAUCUUUUCAUUUCUUUCUAUGAAUAUAUUCACGAGAUAAUCAUGGGAAUGGUGCAUGUUCUAGGGUAGUUUUGAGAAUUGACAUUACAUUAUAGCAGCUCCUUC